AUGUCUGAUUUACAAUUGAGGAUUUUAAGCAAGCUGGGGGAGCUAGGGGAGCUGCCAUCCACGCGCGAACAAUUCCCCGAUGUGGACCCGCAGGUGGUGCUCUCGGCGCUGAACUCGCUGAAGGCCCACGGCAAGCUAGAGUACACUAAGCAGGACACUGUGUAUUACUCGCUGACCACAGAGGGUGAGACGAUUGUUGCUGAGGGCUCGCAUGAGGUGAAGCUGCUGCAGCUGGUGAGCCGGUUCGGCAAGCUGCAGAUCAAGGACGUGGCGGCGCAGCUGGGGCCGAACGGCAAGGUCGGGCAGGCGCGUGCGUUCAAGAACGGGUGGCUGGAGAAGACCCAGGACAACGAGCUGAUAGUGAGCAGCAAGGUGGGCGAUGCGGCCGCCGUCGUGGACGAGACGCGGGAGCAGCUGCUACGCGUGGUCAAGAACGAGACAAGCGGUCUGGGCGAUAAGCUGCUCAACGACCUCAAGAAGCGGAAGCUCAUCUUGCCGAAGAAGGAGACUACCUUCCACGUGGUCAAGGGCGCGGACUUCUCGACAGAGCUCACCAAGCUGGAGACCGACAUCACCUCGGACAUGGUGCUGACGGGCGCAUACAAGGACUUAAAGUUUAAGCCUUAUAACUUCAACUCACAGGGCCUGCCCUCGCAGUCCGGCGCGCUGCAUCCGCUAAGUAAGAUUCGGGAGGAGUUUAGACAGAUUUUCUUUGGCAUGGGCUUCACGGAAAUGCCCUCGAACCAAUAUGUCGAGACCGGCUUCUGGAACUUUGACACGCUCUUUGUGCCACAACAGCAUCCCGCACGUGAUCUACAGGAUACCUUCUACUUGAAGGACCCGAUCCAGUCCGACCUGCCAGAGGACAAGGAAUAUAUUGCCAACAUCAAGGCAGUGCAUGAGGAGGGCAAGUACGACUCUAUCGGCUACAGAUACAACUGGAAUGAGGAAGAGUCGCAAAAACUCGUUUUGAGAACUCACACUACUGCUAUUUCGGCCGCUAUGCUGCACAAACUGGCCGAAGACCCCAAGCCAACCCGUCUGUUCUCCAUAGACCGUGUGUUCCGUAACGAAGCUGUCGACGCGACACAUUUGGCAGAGUUCCACCAGGUGGAGGGUGUCCUGGCAGACUACAACAUCACUCUAGGUGACCUGAUCCAGUUCAUGGAGGACUUCUUUGCCAAGAUGGGUGUCACGGGCUUGCGUUUCAAGCCGACUUACAAUCCGUACACUGAGCCAUCCAUGGAGAUUUACUCGUGGCACAAGGGACUACAGAAAUGGGUUGAGAUCGGUAACUCCGGUCUGUUCAGACCAGAGAUGCUGGAGCCAAUGGGCCUACCAAAGGACCUGAGAGUCCUGGGAUGGGGUCUGUCCUUGGAGCGUCCUACUAUGAUCAAAUACGGGGUAAAAAACAUCCGGGAGCUUCUAGGACACAAGGUCUCCUUGGAUUUCAUUGCAAGUAACCCAGCAGCGCGUCUAGACGAAGAAUUGUACAAUUGA
Molecule: messenger RNA, 1500 nt
Organism: Eremothecium gossypii ATCC 10895
Lineage: Eukaryota; Fungi; Ascomycota; Saccharomycetes; Saccharomycetales; Saccharomycetaceae
Gene: FRS2
Product: phenylalanine--tRNA ligase subunit alpha
Exons: 1
Coding region: 1-1500 (499 amino acids)
Biological process (GO): phenylalanyl-tRNA aminoacylation
Cellular component (GO): phenylalanine-tRNA ligase complex; cytoplasm; cytosol
Molecular function (GO): phenylalanine-tRNA ligase activity; ATP binding; tRNA binding
Source: RefSeq, marked provisional